Molecule: messenger RNA, 1973 nt
Organism: Hydra vulgaris (swiftwater hydra)
Lineage: Eukaryota; Metazoa; Cnidaria; Hydrozoa; Anthoathecata; Hydridae
Source: RefSeq, a predicted model, not a curated record
AACAAAAUGGGUUCCUAUGUGUUCAAUUUCAUUUUAUAAGGAUUUGCUUAUAAAGAAUACAAUCAAAAUCUACUGUUUGAAUGCAAAGAUGAGCUUGAAUAUCAUCGGUUAAGGUCUGAUCGUUCAAUAUGUCCGAGACGACCUGAUUUUAACAGGUUAUAUAACUCUUACUAUAGAGAAAAAUAUUGAUCUAAAAACGGGAAAGAAAUAGUCGAGCAUUUAGAAGAAAAAAAAGCAUUUUAUAUUGAUAAAUUUCCCGAUAGCGCUGUGCAUUUCCAACGAUACGAAGAAAAUGAUUUGACGACAACACCGUUAAUCUUAGUUAUAGUAACGCCCUUAAUGAAAAGAGUUCAUACCAUGGCGAGUACUUUCUUUUUCAUUAAACACUGUUUUUAUUUUUUAAGUCCUUUAAUUAUGUUUUUAUAUUUUGAAUGCUAAUUAUAGGAAAGUCAUUCUUCAGAAAUAGUCUUUGUUGACUCUUUUUCAAAUAUGGAUGCAAACAACCUUAGGGUUUUUCUCCUUUGUACUCAUAGUGUUGCUGGUGCUCUUCCUUUGGGUUUAAUAAUUUGCAGCGACGAAAAAACAGACACCUUAAUAAAGGCUUUUGAAGCAUACAAAAUUUUAUUACCUGAAAAUGCUUUUUUUAAUAAAGGAAAUCAAACUGGUCCUGAUCUUAUGCUCACAGAUCUUAGUUCACAUUCAGAGUUAAGAGAUUCAUUAUUAAACGUUUGGCCUUCCUCAUUGUUAUUACUAUGUACUUUUCAUCUUUUGCAACAAGUUUGGCGAUGGCUUUUUGAUAUUAAACACCAAAUUGAAAAAGUGGAUCGACCAGUUAUUAUGUCAAAUUUUAAAAACAUCGUUUACUCUGAAACAAUUGAGAAAUUUGAGGUUACUUUUUCGCAAUUGCUAUGUGACACUAUCGUUAGAAAAUACCCUAACCUAAUAUUUUAUUUAAAAAACAUUUAUGAAAUGAAAAAAUGUUGGGCAUUAGCAUUUCGCUCGACUUUACGAACACGUGGUAACAACACUAACAAUUACAUCGAAGCUCAAUUUUUAAUCAUGAAAGAUUUAAUUUUGCAAAGAGUGAGAGCAUAUAAUAUUAACGCACUAUUUGACAGUUUUACCGUCGAGUUAGAUCAAUAUUAUAAAAACAAAUUGUUAUCUGUAGCUAGUGCAUCUUUUGAUAGUUACAAUUCUCCUCGAUACUUUGGUAAACUCAUAAAAAACAAAGUAGGUAUUGGAUUUGUAAAGCCAUCAGCUGAGCAAAUUAGUACAAUGCUACGUGAUACACAAAAUGCCGAUUGCAACAUAUUUGUUGUUUUUAGUGCGUCUGGAAAAAAAAAUUAUACGGUUGAUAUGAAUAUUGGAAUAUGCGAAUGUCACGUCGGGAAAAAUGGCGCUCCGUGUAAACAUCAGUUUGUGCUUUGGUCUAAUGGCAUUGCAAACAGUUUGAACUUUAUGCCGAUAUUUAACAUUGACCAAAGAAAAUAUCUUGCUGAAAUUGCAUUAGAGUUAAAUAAAAGCAGCAGUAUUGUCGCUAACAGUGGUGAAGCUACUACCAUUUGUGAAAAGGAUGAUGCAUUAAGGAAGGAGGCUCUCCAAGCUCUAUCAAGUUCAUUUGAAACUCUACGUUCAAAAAUAACGAUUGGAGACAAAUCACUUUUACUUGGCAUUAAAAAAUUUAAUGAAAGAGGAGAGAAAAUGAGUUCAAGUUUACUUGCUACAAAUUUACACACAUUCGGUGUGAAGCAAUUUAGUCGGAAGAAAAACUCUGUAUUCGCGUCCUUGAAAAAAUUCCAAAAAAAUAAAAUUUGUGUCCAGCCUGAGGCAGUGAAGCGUCGUAAAGCAAACAACGGGGGGGAAAAGGGCUACACAAAAAGAAAAUUGUUCAUUUCUUAUGCCCUUAAAAACCCCAUCAAAAAAAAGAAGCCAUAAGUUUUCUGAAAACGUUAAGAACAACGAACCAGUUGCUA